Messenger RNA from Penicillium vulpinum, 1902 nucleotides. RefSeq names its product DNA cytosine methyltransferase. Gene Ontology annotation, cellular component: nucleus. Gene Ontology annotation, molecular function: methyltransferase activity. The transcript has 2 exons. The record is from RefSeq and is a predicted model, not a curated record. Bases 1 to 1902 code for a protein of 633 amino acids. Lineage: Eukaryota; Fungi; Ascomycota; Eurotiomycetes; Eurotiales; Aspergillaceae.
AUGGCCGAUAUCAAUGAUCGAUCCCGUAUUUCAGUGUCUCCCUUUGGAGACCCAAUCCCUGUCAGCACUGCAGAGUUUCGAGCAGUAACUCAUGAGCCGACAAUGACCGACGACGACAUAAUCAUGUCGGAUCCUUCUGCGAUCUUCAUUACUUCACCUGUGCAGGAGGCCGGCCACACCUUCCUCCGCCCCACCGAGAACCUGCAGGUCGUCAUCGACCUCACUUGCGACGAUGAGACCAAUCAAGCCAUUGAGGAAUUGACCUCUGACAUGGCACAUGUUGCAGCUCCUUCCGCAAUUGCUGCCGGGGAUGACUCGCCGAGUGAUCGGUCUUCCUCCGGCAAUUCAUCUUUCAUCAGCAACCAGUCCGCUAGUUGCAGCCCAACGCCAGAGAUUGCCCAGCAAGAAAUAAAAAUCGGGGGUAUUGUGUUCAAACGCGGAAUAUGUCUAGAGCUUGAUGAUGGCUCUUUCAUGCGGGUUGAGGACAUGAUUCCUCAGCCUCACGACCUGCGCUUUUUCGGCCGGCGUCUUUACCGUACCACGCACCCUGAAGCCAAGACAUAUCUGCCAAAACUUAACGAUGAAUUGGUCUGGCUCACUCAAAACACCGACCAUGUCAGUAUCAAGAAAGUCAGACGGAGUGUGCCCAUUUGCUUCACGAACUUUCGGACUGACUUUAAUAACCCUAUAUCGGGGGACCUGACUUGUCGACUGAAGCUCACCAUUCGCCAACAAGGAGUCAUCAUUAUUCCUGGCCAUGCACCUUUGAGUGCAGAGCAGUGUGCAAUUGAAUGGUUGACCUUCGCUGAAUCAGAUCCAGGAUUUGGAAAGUGCGCAAAUGAGCUGCGUUCCGAAUGGAGAGGCGAGACAGUGCCUUUCGGUGAGGCUAGCGCAUCUUCCAUGGCUAUGGAUACUAAUCAACAGGGUGUGAUUGACCUGACUGCCCCUGAUGUGAUUGAUCUGACUGCCCCUAACCGUGCAUAUACCUUUGGUGACGCUUACUGUGGCGCUGGUGGUGUAUCUUGCGGGGCCAAGCAGGCCGGCGUAAAGCUCCAAUGGGCCGUUGAUAUUGACAAGCAUGCACUGGAAACCUAUCAGCUGAAUUUCAACGACGUGGAGGUCGAGCACUCCGAUUUUUUCAGUUUUCUUACUAACGAUCCAUCAUUCCUGCGAGUGGAUAUUGCACACUGUUCACCCCCCUGCCAAACCUGGUCUCCUGCUCAUACUGUGCCCUGUCCUCGCGAUGACGCCAACUCUGCAUGCGUAUUUUCGGCUGGAAGUCUGAUCCAGGAGUCCCGUCCCCGGGUGUUGACUAUGGAGGAAACCAUGGGGUUGCCACAACGAUUCCCCGUUAUCUUUAAUCGAGUUGUACUGGACAUGGUUGAAUUUGGGUAUUCUGUUCGCUGGUCGGUGCUUGGGUGUGAUGAAUAUGGUGUGCCUCAGGAGCGAAAGAGAUUGCUUCUUAUUGCUGCGGGGCCCGGUGAAGUUCUGCCACAUUAUGCCCAACCCACUCACGGUAUUGGUCAAGGUUUACUUCCCCGAGAGACCAUUUCGUCUACCAUUGACAACAUUCCUCCUGAUGCCGACGACCACAAUGUUGCAGGGGCCCUGGCACGGUGGGCAUUGAGCCACCGACCGUCGUUUGAUCGCAACUCUCUAGCCAGAACAAUUACUUGCGGGGGCGGCGAAUACAACUACCAUCCCUCGGGAACCCGGCCCUAUACCAGUCGUGAGAUGGCCCUCUUGCAGACAUUCCCCCUGAACUUCCAGUUUACUGGAAGAUUCAUGCGCAAGCAGAUUGGGAAUGCUGUGCCCCCGCUCUUCGCUAAAGCUAUCUACGGAGAGGUUGUCAAGUCUCUUCGUAAGACUGAUACAGAGGAGGCCAUGGGAAUAUUCCACUAA